AUGGAUAAAACACCGGCAGUUGCUAGGAAUUUGAUAGCCAACGUGGCCGCAAACUCACAACAAUUUGGUAGUAGAGAAGUGACACCAGUUAAACAAGCAAGACAUCCUACCUAUGCAUGCCCGACACUACAAGAAAGAGCCUCAGAGCAAGCGAAUGCCGUUGGGGGAUUUUCAAUGCAACAAGGACAUAGAUAUGAUCCAUAUGCUAACAUUUUUAAUCUUAGAUUGAGAGAUCAUCCUAAUCUUAGUUACGGAGGAAAUCAUUUCAUAGCUCCACAAUCACAGUUUAAUCAUUCCUGGGGUUCAAUCAACAAAGGCAACCACAACACUUUCAACCUCGUCAACAAACUUCAUCUCAAAGUUCAGAGAUAUCUCUUGAAGAUAUGGCUCAAGGAUCAGGAAAAACUCCGUUCUCAAGCAAUCAACUCGACAGAAAAUGCCAAUGCUGUGACACUAAGAAGCGGAAAAAUUUUGGAAGAGGCACCAAGGAAAGUGAAAGAUCAAGUUGAGGAGUCAACGCAAGAGAAGAACUUAGCAUGUGAGAAAGAUGAAGCUAAGACUCCAACCUCGGGAUCUAAGGUAGAUUCUAAAAGUCCUAUUCCUAUUUACGUUCUCUCCCCUCCAUUUCCUGGCAGAUUGAAAGGUAAUGAAGUGGUGAGCGUAGAAGAAAAUGUCUCGGAGGUCUUGCAAAAGAAACUUCCACCAAAAUGUAAGGAUCCAGGAACGUUUACCAUCCCUUACAUUAUUGGUAAUACUAGGUUUGAAAAAGCAAUGCUAGAUUUAAGAGCAUUUAUUAAUGUCAUGCCAUAUUCUAUUUAUGCUUCUUUAAAUUUGGGAUCACUUAAGGAAAUCGGUGUUAUUAUUCAAUUUGUUGAUAGAUCUAAUGCAUUUUCAAAGGGUGUGUUAGAGGAUGUUUUGGUGAAGGUAAAUCAAGUGAUUUUUCCAACAGAUUUCUAUGUUUUUGACAUGCAAGAUGAAUCAACAUCUUUGAUGCCACCAUUUCUCUUGGGAAGACCAUUUAUGAGGACUGCACGUACAAAGAUAGAUGUACAUGACAGUACUUUGACAAUGGAGUUUGAUGGCGAGAUUAUUCACUUCAAUAUCUUUGAAACAAUGAGGUAUCCUAGUGAUGUUUAUGCUUGUUUUUCAAUAGAUAUAAUGGAUUCAUUUGUGCAAAAAAAAUUCAAUUUAUCAAAUGAAGAUGCAUUGGACACCACUUUGAUUAAAAGAAUUGAUGUUGAUAAUCUUAUCGGGUUGAGAAAGAAUCUACAACCGUGUAAGGAUAUUGUUAAAACUGUGGCAUCACUUGAGUCACUAUCGAGUAUUCCACCAAGGUAUAAUCUCUCCUAUAUUACUCUUCCGAUAUCUAAAGAGAAACUUUUACCUUCGGUGAUGCAGGCCCCCACCUUGGAACUCAAACAUUUUCCCCAGCAUUUGAAGUAUGUUUGGGAGAGGGGGAAACAAUACCGGUGA
Molecule: messenger RNA, 1473 nt
Organism: Olea europaea var. sylvestris
Lineage: Eukaryota; Viridiplantae; Streptophyta; Magnoliopsida; Lamiales; Oleaceae
Exons: 4
Coding region: 1-1473 (490 amino acids)
Source: RefSeq, a predicted model, not a curated record